Daphnia pulicaria is the source of this 2157-nucleotide messenger RNA. RefSeq names its product NADPH oxidase 4-like. Gene Ontology annotation, cellular component: NADPH oxidase complex; plasma membrane. Bases 329 to 1939 code for a protein of 536 amino acids. Gene Ontology annotation, molecular function: superoxide-generating NAD(P)H oxidase activity. Lineage: Eukaryota; Metazoa; Arthropoda; Branchiopoda; Diplostraca; Daphniidae. The transcript has 12 exons. The record is from RefSeq and is a predicted model, not a curated record. Gene Ontology annotation, biological process: defense response; superoxide anion generation.
CUGAGACUGGCGUGCAACAAGAAGUGAGAGAGGGAGAGAGAGAGAGUCUCUCCUUCGAAAAUACUCGGCUGCUGCCUUUUGUUCGACGCAGUGUCAAUGCAUCUCUCAGCGAAAGCAAAAGUUCAAAUCACGCUCCCGCUCCACACACUCGUUUCUGGUUUUGCCCCUGCAACACGCCAGUUAAUUGACCAGCAAAUGUGCCAAUUUGACUGCUGCCAAUCAUGAGGUCGCUUGGUUUGUUACAGUGUCGGGAUGCGUGAGACAUCGCCAUAGUUUUUAAAUUCGUGUUAAUAAAGUCAGUCGCUUAUAUUUUUCUCAAGUGCCAAAUAUGGUCAACAUGUUUUCGUCGAGUUGGCUCCGCCCAUCGCACGCCUUUCACGCCGUCUGGUUAAUAUUGAACGGAAUUAUUUUCUGGAAUACUUACCGCCUCUACAAAGGGCAACCCCAGUACUAUUACCUCCAUCAAAUUCUAGGAAGCGGUUUGUGCAUUUCGCGCGGUACGGGAGCCGUUUUGAAUGUCAGUUGCGGUCUUAUACUUCUGCCGACUUGCAAGCGGGCAGCCACCACCUUGCGCCGUUAUUGUUGUCGUCUUCUGGGUCGUUGUGGCUUAUCAGCCCGUUUUAUCCGUCUGUUUUUCAACCAAGCCGAACGGUUUCACAUCACUUGCGCUUUCACCGUCAUUAUCGCUUCGGUUAUUCAUACCGGAGCCCAUUUGGUCAACGCGGUCAAUUGUUCGCUCUAUUACAACCACCGAUGGAUUGAAGUCAAUAUCGCGGAAUCACCCGGACAGGAUCCUUUACAGUUGGUCUUCUUUACACUUCCAGGGAUUACGGGUGUGUUGAUGAUUUUGAUACUGACAAUGAUCCUAGUGACGUCCGCCAGUUGGUUCCGCACCCGACAUUUCAACACAUUUUACUACAGUCAUCACUUUCUGUUCGGACCCUUUUUAGUCCUCCUGGUCUUCCAUCCCACCAGCGGAAUGCUGAAGGAGCAAACGAAUUGGCGGGACCACUGGCCGGGGAACGACGACCAAGAUGGGCCGCCUCCAGUUUUCAUACCCAUGAAGGGCUACACUUGGCUUUAUGUGACGAUUCCGAUUAUCCUUUACCUUUUCGACUGGAGUUGGCGCAAAGUCAGUCGGCGCCAGCCGGUCAGCGUGUCCCGCGUCGUCGUGCACGAACCAGACGUUAUCGAACUGGUUGUUGAUCGCUGGAUGAGUCAUUCCCAGCCUGGACAAUACGUGUUCCUUCAAUGUCCAGUCAUCUCUGGUUUCCAGUGGCAUCCAUUCUCUCUCUCUUCGUGUUGUGAUAUGACUCACGCCAGUUGGACGGUCCACAUGAAAACUAGGGGAGAUUGGUGCAAGCAAUUGAAAAGUCUCCUAGGAAAAACCCAGAGAGAUGAUGUCGAGCUUUAUGUGGAUGGCCCAUUUUCCAGUCCGUUUUCUGACGUCAUCAACAGCAGAACGGUGAUCUGCAUAGCCGGGGGUAUCGGAUUCACGCCUUUCUUGUGUGUCAUCCACAAUUUAAUACGGAACGGCUGGAACGCCCGACCGGAGCGCCUGCAUAUCGUUUUUUGCGUCCAAAAGGCGGAAAGUCUUUUGUGGGCAUCGGCUGCCAUCGAUCAACUGAUCGAGGACGCGUGGGCUAGUCCUCGUCCAGAUAAGCUGGAAAUUAGACUCCACGUUACACGCCCAGCCCCUGCGGCCUGUCGUGGUUUCUCGCCAGUGGAAAUUAUUCUUAGCCAAAAAUACCCAAAUCUCCUUCGGCGAUUGGAAUACGGUCGUCCAAAGUGGAAGGAACUUUUCACGUCGUGGAAAGAGACUUAUUCCAGGGAACGGGUGGACGUUUUCAGCUGCGGACCCAGAGAAUUAAACCGCCAGAUUGAACAGAUGUGCCGCUCCAUUUCCAAUUUCACUCUAGCCUACGAAAGUUUCUCUUGAAUAAAAGUUAUCGUUUUUUCUUUUGUGAGAAUAAAUCAAACAUACUUGCAUGUUUUUUACUAUAUAUUUAAAAAAAGAACUUCUAAAGUCUAAUUACGACGUACAUAAAAAAUAUAUAUCAUCAGUCUUGCCACAAAACUGUUUUAUAAAUUUUUGUAUUGCGUAAACUGCUAGCAGUAUGAGCGAGAUAUACAUAGUAUAUUUACUUUUGCCUACGA